Molecule: messenger RNA, 1000 nt
Organism: Lucilia sericata (common green bottle fly)
Lineage: Eukaryota; Metazoa; Arthropoda; Insecta; Diptera; Calliphoridae
Product: histone H3.3A
Exons: 3
Coding region: 299-709 (136 amino acids)
Cellular component (GO): nucleosome
Molecular function (GO): structural constituent of chromatin; DNA binding; protein heterodimerization activity
Source: RefSeq, a predicted model, not a curated record
AUAUUUUUUAUAUAAUAGAAUUAUUGCAUAACAUUGUGAAAUAUUUUUUAUUAAGAAUUUUUCAGCAGAAAUACAUUUUUUAAAGCAUUUUUAUAAGUAAUUUCAUCAAACAUCUGGCAGCAUUUGGUAAAAGUUAAAAGAAAAAGUGGGAUAAUUCAUCGCGGUUUUUAAUAAAAGCGUUCAUUCUCUAAUCAGAAGUUGAAUUAAAAAGACGUGAAUAAAAAGCGCUAAAAAGCUAAGAAGAAAAAAACAAAUAAUUUGCAAAGAAAAAACUUAAAAUUUAAAGAAAAGUUAAAAAAUGGCCCGUACUAAGCAGACUGCUCGUAAAUCCACUGGUGGUAAAGCCCCCCGUAAACAAUUGGCUACCAAAGCUGCACGUAAAUCAGCACCCUCUACCGGUGGUGUCAAGAAGCCCCAUCGUUACCGUCCCGGUACCGUUGCUCUUCGUGAAAUCCGUCGUUACCAGAAAUCCACAGAAUUGCUUAUUCGCAAAUUGCCUUUCCAACGUUUAGUGCGUGAAAUUGCCCAGGAUUUCAAGACCGAUUUACGUUUCCAAUCUGCUGCCAUCGGUGCUUUGCAAGAAGCUUCUGAAGCCUACUUGGUGGGAUUGUUCGAAGACACCAACUUGUGCGCUAUUCACGCCAAGCGUGUCACCAUUAUGCCUAAAGACAUUCAGUUGGCCCGUCGUAUUCGCGGUGAACGUGCUUAAGCGCUGAUUGUUUUUGCAUAUUUACACAUAAAUAUAAUUAUACAACAAUUUAUAUUAUAUUAUCUUUUUAAAAAAACAACAACAACAAAACUACACAAUUCUUACAUAUUCUCUCGUUCUCUAAUUAUUUAAAUUUCAAAACUGAAAUAUUAAAAUUAUAAAAGAAAAAUUUUUAACAACAACCACAAAAAAAAUAAUACAUAUAAAUUUUAUUAAUAAACAAAAAUAUUAUAAAUAAUAUAAAUACAAAAUACAUAAAUAUGUAAUCAUAAACAAUAGUAAUUAUAUAUA